Molecule: messenger RNA, 1035 nt
Organism: Diaporthe amygdali
Lineage: Eukaryota; Fungi; Ascomycota; Sordariomycetes; Diaporthales; Diaporthaceae
Product: rta1 domain protein
Exons: 4
Coding region: 1-1035 (344 amino acids)
Cellular component (GO): membrane
Source: RefSeq, a predicted model, not a curated record
AUGAGCGAAAACGGCGAAUUUGUGGAGGGGAGCUACUGGCUCUAUGCCCCAAACAAGGGGGCUCCGGUCUUCUUCGCGGUUGCGUUCUGCAUUUCCGGGCUCUGGCAGCUAUGGCAAGGCUAUCGCUACAAAUGCUGGCAUGUUACCUGGCACUACGCCACAGUCGCGGCCAUAUUCACGGCAGGCUUCAUUACCAGGGAGAUAGGAGCGUUCCAUUACGACAGUCUCCCCGUAUAUAUAGCAAGCGUAUGCCUGGUAUACGCAGCGCCUCCACUGUACGAGGCAGCCAACUACCACAUCCUUGGCCGCGUGCUGUUCUACGUCCCGUAUCAUUCGCCAAUUCACCCCGGCCGCGUGUGGACGACCUUCGCCUUCCUAGCGGCAGUCGUCGAGAGCCUCAGCGGCAUUGGCGCGUCGUACACGGCGAACGUGUCCCUCCCGCAGUCGAUGCAGGACACGGGCAAGGCGCUGCUGAAGACGUCACUGAUAUUGCAGCUGGUGAUCGUCAACUGUUUCGUGGCGCUGGCGGUGACAUUCCACCGGCGGUGCCUCAAGGCCGGGAUCCACAACCGCAACGUGAACAGCUCGAUGCUGACGCUGUAUGUCAGCACGGCGCUGAUCGAGGCGCGCACCAUCUACCGCACCGUCGAGUACUUCCAGCUCGCGGGCGUGCAGAUCCGGCGGGGCAUGAGCCCGAACGAGCUGCCGCCCGAGUGGCGGUACGAGUGGUUCUUCUACGUCUUCGAGGCGUCGCUCAUGCUCGUCAACGCGUACCUGUGGAACUUCCGCCACGCCAGCAAGUACCUGCCCACCAACACCAAGGUGUUCCUUGGCACGGACGGGGUGACCGAGAUCGAGGGCCCGGGCUACAAGGACAAGAGGGGGUUUCUCGCAACCCUGCUUGACCCUUUCGACUGGUACGGGAUGGUGACCGGCCGCGACAAGAAGGACCGGUUCUGGGAGGCCGGUCAGGGACAGGGCGAGGUGGUUGGAGCGAAGGGCGAGGCCAAGUCAGCCAGCCACGAAACUGCCUGA